AUGACGGUGGCUAGUGGAGACCAGCUAGAUGAAGCAGCGGCACAGCCCGGUCAGCCCCAGGAUAUGUACGACGGGGACGUGGAUCACGAGUGCUGCGAGCGGGUGGUCAUCAACAUCUCCGGCCUGCGCUUCGAGACGCAGCUCAAGACGCUCUCGCAGUUCCCCGAGACGCUGCUGGGGGACCCCAAGAAGCGCAUGCGCUACUUCGACCCGCUCAGGAACGAGUACUUCUUCGACAGGAACCGGCCCAGCUUCGACGCCAUAUUGUAUUACUACCAGUCGGGCGGGAGGUUACGGCGGCCGGUCAACGUCACGUUGGACAUCUUCUCCGAGGAGAUCCGCUUCUACGAACUCGGCGAGGAGGCAAUUGAGAUAUUCCGAGAAGACGAGGGCUUCAUAAAGGAAGAGGAACGACCACUGCCAGAGAACGAGUUCCAGAGACAGGUAUGGCUGCUCUUCGAGUACCCGGAGAGCUCGGGGCCUGCCCGCAUCAUCGCCAUCAUAUCCGUGAUGGUGAUCCUCAUCUCUAUCGUCAGCUUCUGCCUGGAGACCUUGCCUAUAUUCCGCAGCGAUGAGGCUGACAUGCCUCACGCCUACCAGGCCAACUUCAACGGCACCUCCUCGUACUUUCCAACGAGCUUCACGGACCCCUUUUUUAUCCUCGAGACCCUGUGCAUCAUCUGGUUCUCGUUUGAGUUCCUCGUCAGGUUCUUCGCCUGCCCCAGCAAAGCUGGGUUCUUCGUCAACAUCAUGAACAUUAUUGACAUUGUCGCCAUCAUUCCUUACUUCAUCACCUUGGGAACGGAGCUGGCGGAGAAGCCCGAGGAGCAGCAGGGCCAGCAGGCCAUGUCCCUCGCCAUCCUGAGGGUCAUCCGACUGGUGCGCGUGUUUCGAAUCUUCAAGCUGUCGCGACACUCCAAAGGCCUUCAGAUCUUGGGCCAGACCCUCAAGGCCAGCAUGAGGGAGCUGGGGCUGCUCAUCUUCUUCCUCUUCAUCGGAGUCAUCCUCUUCUCCAGCGCCGUCUACUUCGCCGAGGCUGACGAGCCCGACUCCCAGUUCGUCAGCAUCCCGGACGCCUUCUGGUGGGCCGUGGUGUCCAUGACGACCGUGGGCUACGGCGACAUGGUGCCCACCACCAUCGGCGGCAAGAUCGUCGGCUCGCUGUGCGCCAUCGCCGGCGUGUUGACCAUCGCCCUGCCCGUGCCUGUCAUCGUCUCCAACUUCAACUACUUCUACCACCGCGAGACGGAGGGCGAGGAGCAGGCGCAGUACCUCAACGCCCCCUACGUCCCCAAGGCGGACUCCAACGAGGACCUGAAGAAGAGCCACAGCGGCUCCACCCUCAGCAAGUCGGACUACAUGGAGAUCCAUGAGGCCGUGCGCGCCGCCAACAGCCAUGAGGACUUCCGCGUCGAGGAGAACCUCAAACCGACGGGCAACUGCACCGUGCUGUCCAACACCAACUACGUCAACAUCACCAAGAUGCUCACGGAUGUAUAA
Engraulis encrasicolus (European anchovy) is the source of this 1500-nucleotide messenger RNA. RefSeq names its product potassium voltage-gated channel subfamily A member 2-like. The coding region runs from base 1 to 1500 and encodes 499 amino acids. Gene Ontology annotation, biological process: potassium ion transmembrane transport; protein homooligomerization. Gene Ontology annotation, cellular component: dendrite; axon terminus; voltage-gated potassium channel complex. The transcript has a single exon. NCBI's taxonomy places the organism in Eukaryota, Metazoa, Chordata, Actinopteri, Clupeiformes, Engraulidae. The record is from RefSeq and is a predicted model, not a curated record. Gene Ontology annotation, molecular function: delayed rectifier potassium channel activity; protein binding.